This is a messenger RNA of Anopheles cruzii, 10264 nucleotides long. RefSeq lists its product as uncharacterized. Gene Ontology annotation, molecular function: zinc ion binding. The record is from RefSeq and is a predicted model, not a curated record. The transcript has 10 exons. Bases 1 to 7524 code for a protein of 2507 amino acids. Gene Ontology annotation, cellular component: Cul2-RING ubiquitin ligase complex. Lineage: Eukaryota; Metazoa; Arthropoda; Insecta; Diptera; Culicidae.
AUGUUUUGCUGCAGCAGAUUUCCAACUAAAUCAUCGAAUUGUAGCAAAAGUAGUAGCACGACGGCCAAAUCCCAUGGCCCGUACCAUCAACCGUAUUCGUUGUUGGACAUAACCGCUCGGAUUGUUGCACAAAAUGAGCCAUUCCAGAAGAUCGAGGAACGGUACGACCGCAUACCAGAGCCGGUUCAGAGGCGUAUCGUGUUCUGGUCCUUUCCACGCAACGAAAAGGACAUUUGCAUGUACAGUUCCUUGUCGAGGGUAUCAUCAAUUAAUUCGGUGGAGUCGCAAAGUCUUAGUUUUUGCACUGGACUUAAGCUGGUUGAAACCGGUUGCGUGGAGAGUGUCCUUCAGGUUGGCUUCCAUCUGAGUGGAAUUGUAUGGUCACAUCCACCAAGUCCAAAUGAACGGCAGGUUAAUGGCAAUAACAUCGCCAACAACAACAGUCUAGUGUCGUCUUCCGGAAACCACAAUAAUGAAGCCAGCUUUCCAGUGCCGACGGCGAAUCCAAAUCAUUACAACAACAAUUACCAUCAUAAUCCUAACCAUCACCAGCAACAACACCAGCAGAUUCCACACAAUCAUCACGCCCAACCGCCACCACCACCAGCAUUGUCGCCACCACCUGGCCCACCGAUCGGUCGUCCGAUCGGUCUGGGACAACCACAGCUGGGAGGCUUGGCGGUAGCGGCCGCAGGAGCACCAGCGAAUGGAGUGCCGCAACCUCCACCCGGGGCACAUUUAGCACAUGUUAUUGCACCGCACCCGAUGGCACAACAGUUGCCUCUCGUUGUACACCAGUAUGGCAAUGGUGCUGCCAAUUUGGAUCAUCGAGAUGCGUUCAAUCUUUCUCUGGCAGGCCAAGGGCAAGGUGCAGGAGGUGGUAAUGUUGGGUUCGAUGAGAACAAAAAGUUCAAAGUUUCCGUUAGCUUCGAUCGAUGUAAGAUAACGUCCGUAACCUGUAGCUGCGAUACGAAGGACAUAUUCUGGUGUCAUCACGUCGUAGCCCUCGCGCUCUAUCGUAUACGAAAUGCGGACACGGUAAAGUUGCGCGUACCGAUUUCAGAGACGCUGCUGCAGAUGAACCGACAGCAGCUGCAAAAGUUUAUUCAAUACCUGAUAGCGGAACAUCACACGGAGGUUCUACCGACGGCUCAGCGGUUGGCGGAUGAAAUUCUCCAGCAGCGAUCGGAGAUUAAUUCGAUAUGCGGUGCACCAGAUCCGACCGCCGGCGCUUCUAAGGACGAUGAUCACUCGUGGCAUUUGGAUGAGACGCAGGUUUGCGAGGCGGUGAAAACCUACCUUGGUCAGGGUAGCUACUACUAUAGCAGCAAACACCUCAACUCAUUGUUUGGAAAGGUGCGCGAGAUGUUACGAGCGCAAGACUCGAACGGGGCUCGAAUGCUAACGCUCAUCACGGAGCAGUUUCUCAGUGAUCCGAGGUUGGUGUUGUGGAAGAAUCACGGUACACCUAUGACGGAUAAGUGUCGCCAGCUUUGGGAUCAGCUGGGUGCGCUUUGGGUAUGCAUCGUGCUGAACCCGAAGUCGACACACACCGAACGACUACACUGGAAGAUGCUGCUAGAAAAGUGGUCCAAGAAUGAAGUGUGUCCUCAGGAAGAUCCUGAUCUUCGCACUACGCCAUCAAGCCGAGAAAGCGUUCGUGAUCGUUCAAAUCGUGAAAGGGAACGCGAUAGGAAUCGUUUUUUUCGUGAAAAUAAUCUUCGCAACAUGAUGUAUUAUAACCAUAACCAUCACCACUACCAACAGCAACAGCAGCAUCAGUUACAAAAUAAUAAUCAGCCGAAUGAUGCCGGAGUUCAUAAUAUGCAUCGCAAUCAUGCCCACAUUCACCAUCGCUAUGGCGCGAUGAAUAAUCGUGGUAGUGGCCGUGUAGCGGAUGGCAAUCGGGAUGCGAAUCAUCACGGCGGGAAUGAUCAAUACGAUAGUUCCGAGACUGACUCAGACUCCGAAGAGGAGAUGGACGAAGCCAAUGAGGAAGAAGGGGAAGAGGGUGUCGAUGCUGGGGUAGAGGAGGACGGUAAUGGCAACGACGAUGACGGUGGUGCACACGAAGUAGAAGACCCACACGGCGAUCGGCGAGGGAUCGCGCUUGAAGAUGUCGAUCAGGUGCACAAUAUUCUUCAGGACAUAAACUUUUCCGAUGCGGCUGGAGUAGUGGGUGAUGUUCGACGAAAGAGACCUAACCGGGACGAAGAGAGUAGCGAAGUACGUAAUUUUAUGAACCUCAACUUACUGAACGUUGCUGAAGAUGAUCGGUUACCGGUACUGAUACCAGAAAACGAUGAUAGUUCGCGAGAAUCGAUGGACGUUGACGGGGUUGAAGAUGCGUCGUUGCGUCCUGGGAUUGCUAAUGCUUCCGGCAGUGGUCAAGUCGUCGGUGGCGUGGCAACGGUAGGAUUCUUCCAGAACCCGUGCAUCUGCGGAGAGGAUAAGUGCGAAUGCAAUCGGCCAGUGUUUUUAGACGAUAUUAAACCUAAGAAAUUUUUCGACUGUGUUGCUGCUUCGGCUGCGGCUGCGGUAUCCGUCGGAGCUACACCAAGUUUCGAUGAGACCGAAGAAGCAAAUCAAGAUGGCGUCGAUCUUUCUAAGGAUGAGGAAGACGAUUCUGGCCUUGCGGCGGCCGGUCGGGAAAGCCAGACGAACGAAACGAGAACACCGAAGCUUACCGAAGCGAGGGAAGAAGGGAUCGAUGGUAUCCCAGAGUCUGAAACAUCCUCCUCUUCGACGUCGUUGCUGAUUGAUGGCCUGUGCAAUAAUCAGAAAGUUCGUGAGACGAAUUUCGUAACGCCCGGGCCCUCGGGACUGAAUCGGCACCUUCAUGAUCCGACGGACAAGAAGGCGGUUGUUGAUGACGAUUGCGAUGAGUGUGAUAUAAGCAAAGGAAAAUCAGUGUGUAAUAAGAUGAUCUUGGAUGAUGAUUAUGAAAUGGCUGGACCGAGUGGAAUGGCACGUGCAUUUCAUAAUGAAAUCAAGGAUGACAAAGUCUUUCUAGCUAAAGAUGAUAUUGGAGCGAAUGACGCGAGGGAAAUAGAUGCUGCGUUGCUUGAUUCAGAGGCUAGAGCUAGUUCAAGGCGCGCUAGCAUGGAAGACGAACCAAUUGUUCUGGUGAAUGGUUCGGGAGCAUCGGGAUCUUCAGCAGCACCAACAGCAGGAGAAGUAGCAGAAGCCGGUAGUCGAGUGAAACCCGUGAACGUGGCUGACGGUAACCAUGGACCUGUUGCGGGAAGACCGUGCAAGCGGUUAAAGCUGAACAAUGGUUCGUGGGUUAGCAAAAGUGCGAACAAGACCCCAAGAACGAUCUUUCACAAGGCGCUCGACGCCGUCAACAUGACAUGGGACAAUGAGCACCUCAAGCGCAUUCUCGAGUCGGAUAGCUACCGUUUGUCGAGCCGCAAUUCGGUGCAAAUCGCUGGUUCUAGUAAAAUCCCUACCACGAACCAUCCGUGUGCCAAGUCCAACUUCAACAAUGACGGCCAGCCACUAUGGCAUGAGAAGAUAUCCAUGACUGCAGCUCGGAUCGAUUCUUUGCGUUCUCAUGGCCACAUGGAAGCCGCCUUAAGACUUUCGGUGAGUGUGGUUCGAACAAUGCGUGAAAUUCAACGAGAAGCUCAAGCCCUUUGGCUACGUAACAAGCCUAAACUUCCUCAACAGCCCCAACUACCACAAGCACACCAAGAAACUGGUUCUGCUGGAAGUUCCACUAGUUCACAGACGUCGCGUUGUAAUUGUUCGCUUCCAUCGAAACCGUUGCUUUCGUUUAAUGAGCAGCAGUCAGGAUGUAGAAAGGAGUCACUAACUUGUAGCAGUAGCAAAAGUUCUAGCCACAAUAUUCCCAUGAACUUCCUACAAACACUGCCUUCUUCUUCAGUGGCUGGCGGUGCACUAAAUUCUGGCACGAUGCAACAGCAGCAGCAGCCCAUAUUUCACCAACGCCCUCAGCACCAACAUCUUCACAACCAGCCGCCGCCACAACCGUCGACUUCGUCAGGUAUAAGACCAGGUUGUCAGUGUCAAACUCAUCGCCACACACCGAUGUUUCCACCUGCACUUCCCCCACCACCUCCACCAACAUCUGCAAUGUUGUCAGAGCAUAUGCCAGUACCGAUGAAGAAAGAUUGUUCUAAGUGUUUGCAAAUCAAAUGCUACUAUGAAUCGGUUGGCUCUAAUUCCUCAAAGCAUAAUGCUGGUUCUGUGCAAGCCGUAAUAGUAGGUUGCAGUAGCACUGGAGGCCUCAAUGGACAUCAUGCACAACCAAAUCAAACACUAGCGCCACCAUUGCAGGGGGGAGGUGUGCAACGUAUUCAUCGUUCGUCUGGAAUUAUUUGUAACUCGUCGAAAUGUAACUCAUACGUUACCAUGCCGCUUCCGCAAACAACGGAAGUGUACCGCAAAAUGCAACAUUGCUCAUCGCAGCCUGGAAGCAGUCAUCACCAUCAACAUCAUCACCAGCAGACACCACCACCACAACAACCACAUUCUAGUCGUGAUUUCCGAUAUGUGAAAUUUUCGGGAGCACCUCCACCGUCGCAUCACCAUCACCAUCCGCAACAACAGCAACCACAGCAACCACAGCAAACACAUCAUCUCCAUCACAAUCAUAAUCAACAACAGGGGCCGCAAAUGAUUGUUCCCGUAAGCGUUCGUCAUUCUCAUCCGCCGACGAGCGGAGCUCAACCAAUACCGUCAAUAUCUCGUGGUUCAUCGAGUUCAUCGGCUACAGGUUCUAAAUUCUCCACUACCACCACCACAGCCGUAGCUGCUUCUGUUUCUGGUGGUUCGUCGACAUCGUCUAUACAUAUAUCUACGACUAGUUCAGGACCAUCAAUAUCAACAUCCAGCUCCUCUGCAUCGUCGGUGCCUUCCAGCAGCUCCUCGUCUUCGUCUUCGUUAGCACCAUCAUCGUCAGCCUCUGCUGUAUCUUUUCCAGCAAAGUGUAAUUGUCCUAUACACAAAGACGACGCUUUACAACCAAUUCCCGUCGUCGCCCCCGUGUACCAUUCGCUGGAAACAAGAUCAACACCGAUGGGCACCAGUGUAUCAUGCUGUAUAAAACCGAUCUGUUGCUCUCUGGCAAUGUCCCAUCAUCCUUCGCACCAUAACUUUGCACCGCAACCCCGUCCGCCAUCUCCGUGUAGUGGUCCUUCUCAGGCUUUCCAAGUGGCUGCUCUGGGAAAGUGUAAUGGAUGCUCCGCGCACAGUUCGUCGUCGUCGGCAACCAUGUAUAGUUUAGGAUUUUAUGCAAAUGUCGCCGGAUCGUCCAGCUCAUCAUCCUCUUCUGCAGUCCACCCAGCGUCAGGUCACCAGCACCAACACCAAACGCUCCCACCUGGUAACCCUGGCUCCUCAUCUUCAAAAUCUUUUGAUCGGGUAAUGGCUGGUUCGUUCAGUGGUAACGAUUCCGAUUUGUCAGCACAUCAUCACAGAGACGACUGUCCUUUGACGCAAGCCAAAGGAAAACCGCAUUCUUCUAGUAACAGUAACGCCAGUGAUGGUAAUAGCAGCAACGGUAGCUCCACACACAAUCGUACUGCAUCGAAUGAUGGCACUGCCACUGCGACGGGUUGUUUGACGGUUUCGCUGGAUCCUAUUAAGAUAAACCGAAAGGCAAACUGUCUUGCAAAGUGUAUAGACUGUAGCGUCGGAUGUGAAGUGGAAUUCCCACUAGAUGCGAUCGCAUGCAUUUUUGACUGUCUAACGGAGGCAUCUCUAAUGUCAGAGGCGAUGACGAUGCAAAUGAACGAAGUAAACCGCAUGGCGUUCGACGCUGCAGGCGGGGCUGCUGGAAUAGCGGGGGGAGGAAAUGGUAAUUUAGCUGCACCUGAAGACAUCAACAUAAUAACACCAAAGUAUCGGCACCAUCCGAUCGCUGAUUCUGUCGAUCGCAAUGAAACCUAUCUCACGCUUGCCUUUGAGGCAGCCAUUCUGGCGCUUAGCAAACAGCGCAUCAUGCCGCACGGUCUUUAUGCGCAACAUGUGAUCUGCAAGCAGCAAGACCAGCUGAUCCAACGGCUGCGCAGUAUUGAUUUGGAUGCUGUGCUGGUCGGCGUAUUACGCAAGCUCAGUCUACAGCUGCUUGAUGCAGGCCCGACCAGUGGACUCGGUGAAAUGAUACACCCCGAGUCGGUGCCUAUGCAUACUUUGGCACGAUUUCUGUUUGCUUCGCUGCUUAAUCAACAUUCGGACCUAGCAUUUGACAUUGGUUUACGGGCGAUGCGCUUUCCGAUACUGGAGAACAUAAACGAAGGAUCGGUGAAUGGAAUUGAGCUUCAGCACAACAACUUUAUGCACUCUCCGUACCCGCGCUGGUGGACACUCGGUCAUCUGGAAACACAGCAAUGCUCCCUUAGUUCGACGAUGCUAAGUGCGGCGAAAGGUGAUACCAAACGACUUUCGGCUGUGCUGCAAAAUGCACGUCGCAACAUUCAUAGCAGCUCUCAUCUGUUCAAGCUUGCCCAGGAUGCAUUUCGCUUUGCUACUCCAGAUAAUGGCCAGCGAAGCCAAACACUGCUGGGAGUGGCCUUCGAGUUGGGUCUCCAGGUUAUGCGUAUGACUCUCACCUGCCUUAAUUGGCGACGUCGUGAAAUGGUUCGAUGGUUGGUCACUUGUGCUUCACACGUCGGUAUCGACGCCCUUCUUUCGAUUAUGCAAAAUUGGUACCAUUUGUUCACGCCAACGGAAGCGACCGGGCCGGUUGCGACAACGAUUAUGUCACACUCUACAAUCAUGAGACUGAAUCUCAAUUUCCGGCAGCAAGAUGAGCUCUCAAAUUGUGCACGAACGCUAGCUUUACAGUGCGCAACAAAAGAUCCGCCGAACUGUGCGCUGAAUGCUCUGACGUUAUGCGAAAAUGAUGCUAUGGCCUUUGAAACGGCUUACCAUAUUGUCAUCGAUGCAGCCACUCACAUUAUGACAUCUAGUCAGCUCUUUACCAUCGCAAGAUAUAUGGAACAUCGUGGAUAUCCUGCACGGGCUUACAAUUUGGCAAUGUUAGCUAUGAAGAACGUGCAGCUAGCAUACAACCAGGAUACGCACCCGGCUAUAAAUGACAUCCAUUGGGCAUGUGCGUUGUCACAUUCACUCGGUAAAGCGGAAUUAUCUAAAAUGAUUCCGUUGGUGAUUAAAAACGUACAAUGCGCCACUGUGUUAUCGGACAUCUUGCGAAGAUGUAGUGUUCCGACACCUGGUUUGCACAACUUUGGGGCUCAUGGUCGCGGAAAUAAUUUGAGACAAUGCAUCAAGCUUAGUUACGAUCGAGAACCACUUAAUCAAUUGCUGGAAGCAGCAGUUUCCGCUUAUGUGAAUACUACUCACUCACGGUUGUCACACAUCUCACCGCGUCAUUACAGUGAUUUUAUUGAUUUCCUUAGCAAAGCGCGCGACACCUUCAUGUUGGCACGCGAUGGACCAGCCCACUUUUCUCGUUUGAUUGAAAACAUAACGAUUGCUUACAAGGGCAAAAAAAAACUCGUUCGACAGGUUCGACAACGUUUCCAGUUCGUUUAAAGUAGACAUUUAUGUCACGGUUCUUAGCUUAUUACCUUAUCUUACCCUACCGUACCAUAGCUGCAACAAUUUAUAAGCCUAUACGAAACAAAAAACACCGCUAACGUAUGUUCCCACUACAAACAUUAUUUAAAAGCUCCGAUUGUUCUCACCGUGCCCUCGCUGUUUGUAUAUUUAUACAUGCGUAUACAAGCGUAGCUUUUCUUUUUCCAAUAAUAUUUUAUUUUGAUGAAAAUAUGUCUGUUCUCAUAGAUAAGACGAAUAUUUAAUUUCUAAUUACUAGGUAGGGUAACAAAUUUGAUCAAUCAUUGUCGCGACUAUCUUUGUCAUAAAGUUCUAUGAAGUCAUAUGCAUUGGCUACUAAGUACUUUGGCUUAAAAUGCAUUAAUUGAUAAAAGCCGAAGUAGAACAAAUUUCAUGUGGAAAAGUUUAAAGUAAAUCAUGUGUAUAUAUUGUAAUUCAGAAUUGCAUCAACUGUCCACUUUCGUUUUGAUGUUUAUUGUUUAAAUGUUACGUUCUAUAUUUCAAUGUUGGUCUCUUAUUUGAUGCACAGAUUAUUAUUGUUAGGAUUUCACAGGCUUGAAUUAAUUUUCUUAGCAUUCAAGUUCACUUCUCUUUCUUUUGGUUUGUUAUGGGGCCUUGUUGUGGGUUGAACCAAAAUGCCGAAAUUAAAGUUUCCAUCUGGGUCUAGCUAAGUACAACAUGCCAAUACACGUCUUUUACGACAAGGAAUUGAUCUCAGUAGCAGUCAGUUGUAUUUAAGGUUUGUUUCUGUAUUACCAGAGUUCUAUGUUCCCACAACAGCGACGAUUCUUUCACAAUGUAAAAAGAAAAUGCAAACUUAAAAAACGGAUAUACCAGCCCUUGGAAGUUUUCGACGAUUACAGUUGCAAAGAGUAUGCAAAGAGAUAGUUAAAUCCUAUAAGAAGCUAUAGACGUUAUUUAGGAGACGAUAAGAUAUGAAAUGAGAAAGUGGGACUGUAAAAUAAUAAACUAAAUAAAUUAAAAGCAUAGUGAACAAGUUCCCGACCGAAUCGAAGCGAACGAUAGAAUUAUCAAAUGCCAAAUAAUACAAAUUGAAAAAGAAACGUACUGAUUUUAAGAAAGCAACCCGAACCAUGCCACUGCGCAUCGCAUUGUAAACCAACAGCAAGACACUUUAUAGAGAACCAUAUUUGUAUUGUUAAUCUCAUGAAUCUAUUGCAUUUCUUGAACGUGCCACAUAAUUCCCCAAUGAGAUACAAGCAAAACAAAGACAAACAAAAGAGAAAAGGUUGGAUUUUACAUAACAUUUCUUUAAUAAUUAGCAGAGGACAGAAUCGUUUUAUUGAUUGUUCGUUGAGCUCCUCAUACUUUGUUGUGACACUUAAUUUUAUAUAUUUACUACCAUCGGUAUUUUCCAUUAUUUUUCACCUACCUCCAUUCUCUUAGUGUGAUUACGACAACCAGUUUUAGUUAAGCUUAGACAUUAGGAUAGCGAAAUAUUACAAAAUGUGAGAUUGCUCUCUAAAUGAAAUGAAAGAAAAGUUUGAACGAGGAAGUAUACACUAUGACACUAAUCAUUCUAGCAAUGCCCCCGCUUUAAUGAAUACCCUGAAGUACAUUUAAAAGCAAAGGAAAACUAAAUAAAUAAAACCAUAGCAGUGUUAAACCAUAGUAUAGCUUAUGGGACUACAGUAAAGUAAAACUGAGACUAUUGCAUUGAUAGACGUAACUUAUUCUGUGACUUUUGGUUAACGAAAUACAAGAAAACAAACUGUGCAUAUAUAUUUUUAUCAGUAUUAGUAUAACGAUAAAACGAAAGGCAUAAGGUAUAGGAAUACAAAACCAUACUUUUUGGUUACUCGUAGCUUAAGCUGAAGAAAAUAUCAAACCUGCUUCUUCCAUUUUUUUCUGUGCUUUUGGGAUUACAAAUUUUCUUUGGGCACAAUGAAAGGUAAAAUACAACACCGUAACACGAAAAACCAUAAAUACCAGAAAACGCCAAAUUCGAAUGCUCUUCCAAUUUUUUAUGUUAUGCCCUUUCAAACGAUUUUGCAUACUGUAAAAAAAUACAUUGUUCUGAGAUAAAGAGGCGGCAUUACAGAAAAAGAGAACACACUGAUGUUAAAGUUAACAUCCUGCGUCACUGUGCCGAGUAUGCACUGUUCGUUGAACAACACUCGUAGAAACAUAAUCACGAAUAUUGUUGCAAUACGUGCAUCAUUCCUGCUGCUCCUUAGUUUUUCACGCGAAUUUUCUUGGAAUAUAAUACACCCGAUUUCGGAGUCGCCCAUACAGUUGGCCCAAAUAUUGUGUGUUAAACAUUUACGUGGUGCCCAUCAAGCACCUAUUAUAUUAUCAUAAAUUAUAUUAAUGCUAAUAGUAACAAUAUUGAUUGUAAUACAAUGAGAAAACCUAACAAAAACGAUCUUACUAUUUGCAGUAGGUAAGAAAGAUAGCUAAAUUUAACAUUUCUUACAAUUCAAAACAUAAACGCAGCAUUGCCUCGUUCCUAUAGUCGCUUUGCAGCAUGGUGGCAGCAUACGAGGAGGUGGUACUAGAGUCCUCUGUGCACCUCGCCGAAGACGGGAUCUAGUUACGAUGUUGAGAACGUAAUAAAAUCUCAGGACUGGUUAUAAAAGAUACAUGAAUAAGAAAUUUAGGAACUCAAACCAAUGUAGUAGAAAUAGCUGCCCAGAGUGGUUUAGACACAAAGGAAGAAAGGAGGAACAAGCAGUGUUCAUGCAAAAUGGUAAUU